Molecule: messenger RNA, 1334 nt
Organism: Lolium rigidum
Lineage: Eukaryota; Viridiplantae; Streptophyta; Magnoliopsida; Poales; Poaceae
Product: lysophospholipid acyltransferase LPEAT1-like
Exons: 9
Coding region: 1-1101 (366 amino acids)
Biological process (GO): phospholipid metabolic process
Cellular component (GO): endoplasmic reticulum
Molecular function (GO): lysophosphatidylethanolamine acyltransferase activity
Source: RefSeq, a predicted model, not a curated record
AUGGCCGUCGACACCGCCACCACCGCGCCUUCCCAACCGGAAGGCGGCGACGGCGCCGGCGAGGCCGUGCGGCCCCUCCUCUCUGGCGCGCCCGCCAUUGAGGAGGAUGAGGACCUGGACGUCAGAUACGCGCCGUACGCGCGCCGGGACGCGUACGGGCCGAUGGGCCGCGGGCCGCUCCCCGCGGCGCAGGUGGCGCGUCUAAUGUUCGCGGCCGCCGUGCUCCUCCCGCUCCGUCUCAUUGCCGGGAUGCUCCUGGUCGUCGCCUACUACCUCGUGUGCCGCGUGUUCACGCUCUUCGCCGACGUAGGGGAAGAGGGCCGUCCCCGAUUACAUGGGUGGAGGAGGGAGGCAUGUCUGGGUGCUGGCCGUGCAUUGUCGCGGGCGAUGCUCUUCGUCUUCGGCUUCUACUGGAUCCCGGUGUGCGAUCGAAGAGUCCCAAAUGCAGAGGAUGUACCUGAAAAUCAGUCUGAAGAACUGGAAAGACCAGGAGCGAUUGUGUCUAAUCACGUAUCAUAUGUGGACAUUCUCUAUCACAUGUCAGCUUCUUCUCCGAGUUUUGUUGCUAAGAACUCCGUGUCCAAGUUGCCGUUGAUUGGUCUCAUAAGCAAAUGCCUCAGGUGCAUUUUUGUUCAACGAGAAUCCAAAGGAUCAGAUUCUAGAGGCGUCUCAGGUGAUGUAACUGAAAGGGUCCAAGAGGUUUCUCAGUACAAGAAUUCCCCUAUGGUGUUACUCUUUCCUGAGGGUACUACUACUAAUGGGGAUUACCUUCUCCCGUUUAAAACUGGAGCAUUCCUUGCAAAAGCACCAGUUCAACCUGUCAUUUUGAGAUAUCCUUACAGUAGAUUUAGUCCAGCCUGGGACUCCAUAGACGGGAAACGUCAUGUAUUUUUCCUCCUUUGUCAAUUUGCAAAUUACAUGGAGGUGGUUCGCUUGCCUGUAUACUAUCCUUCUGAACAAGAAAAGGAGGACCCCAGAAUCUAUGCCAACAAUGUCAGAAAAAUGCUAGCAACUGAGGGUAAUUUAGUUCUUUCUAAUCUUGGGCUGGCGGAAAAGAGGAUGUAUCAUGCGGCACUUAAUGGACUAUUGUGUCAAAGCUAAUUUGGAUACACAUGAUGUUAGUUUUACUGCUUGCCUUUGUACAUUGCGAAUGAAAUUUUGUCGCUAUUCCUUUUUCCUUAUUGAGGAGAGAGACCAUGUAAAUGUUUGCACCUUUGAAACAAACCUGAGUUAGGUCUUUAGGAACAGAAGAAUUAGAGCAGCAGAGGGGUAAAGGUUGGAAAUUAACAUUUGUUUAUUUGAUUUGGCAUUGAAAUGCACUCAUGCGGAUUUAA